CGCUUCCGGUUUUGGUCAUCACCAAACAACACUACAUGUGAUUCUAAGUGAUGCUACUGACAUUAUACUUUUGUGAAUCUGAUAUAUGAUCAGACGGCUGCUCAUUGCAGCUGACGCCUCAAAAUUAACGAGAUUCCUGUCGACUGCAGAUAUGUACGGCCGGGGUAGGGGGCAGAGAAGUGACUCCUGGGGAGGACGCUCAGGCAGAGGGGGGCGAAGUUAUGGAGGCAGGAGGCACGACGAUGAUGGGGACAGGCAUGGCAGGAGGGACCGAGGUCACCAGAGACAUGGCGGCAGAGGCUGGAGGGAUAGCAAUGUGGAUGGCAGCAAUGAUGGUGAUAGUCGUGGCGGCGGCAGUGGCGGCGGUGGUCGGCCCCCUCCUGGUCUUCGAGGUCGAGACAUUGGAAUGUGGUACGCAAGACGAAGCAAGGACAAGAAGGAGAAGCAGGACAGAGAACAGAGGCCAACAGUUGCCAUGGAUUCAAGCAGAGAAAAUCACAUUCGUGACCUCCUUGACAAAAUCAACUCUUCAGAGCCACGUGUAGACAUGUUCGACAACCAACACACAGGGCCAGCUUCACAAUCCAACUCGCUCGACAACAAAGCCUGGGCAUCCAGCUCUCCUCCAGACAUGUUCGACAACCCGUACGGCGAGGCCAGCAGCCGGCCGCAGACUGCAGGGAAAGGAGCAAGUGCAUUCCCCAAAACUAGAGACUUGAGAGACGACAAGGAGGAAGAAGACACAGAAGAGGAAGUGCCGUCCAUGUCGGCCAUUAUAGAAUAUUCAAAGGCAGAGGAUGAAUACCCACUGGCAGAGAGCUCUGUGGAUUUUGAAGGUGCCAAGUAUGCUGAUGAGCCGUGGGAUCAGCUAGGUCAUCUGAGUGACAGUCUCCUGAAGGAGUACAACGAGAAACAGCUGCAGCCCAACUUCCGGAAGAUGAUGACAUUCAGGGAGAAGCUGCCAUCAUUUGAAAUGAGGGAGAAACUGAUGGAUGACAUAAACAACAACCAGGUUGUUGUGAUCAGCGGUGAAACUGGCUGUGGUAAAACAACACAGGUCCCCCAGUUUAUCCUGGACAACUACAUCAAAAAUGGGAUCGGGUCUCAGUGCCGAGUCAUCUGUACACAACCCAGGAGGAUCAGUGCAAUAUCCGUGGCAGAGAGAGUGGCGGCGGAGCGGUGUGAGAGGUGUGGGGGGACAGACAGCAGUGUGGGGUACCAGAUACGUCUCGAAUACAAGUUACCGCGAUUGAAUGGCUCCAUUCUGUACUGCACGACUGGGAUUGUCCUCAAGUUUCUUGAAUCUGAUCCGCUGCUGCAGAGAGCGACCCACAUUGUCCUAGAUGAGAUCCAUGAGCGUGACCUUCAGUCUGACUUCCUCAUGAUCAUUCUCAAGGACAUUCUACCUCGCCGACCUUCACUCAAGGUCAUACUGAUGAGUGCCACACUAAAUGCAGCAAUGUUCUCCAAAUACUUCAAUGACUGCCCUCAGCUGAACAUCCCCGGCUACACAUUCCCUGUGGAGGAGUUCCUGUUGGAGGACGUCAUCGAAAUGCUGAAGUAUCAGCCGGACUCAAGUCAGCCACAGCGUCGGCGACCUCGGGGGAAGCGUAGCCGUGAGGCGGAUGAAGAGCGGUGGAACUUUGAGGCCUGGUGCAGAAACCUGGAGGGGAGCUACUCCCGCUCCACCAUCACCGCCUUGCAGAACAUGGACUUUGACAAGAUCGACUUGGACCUGAUUGUCUCCCUUAUCAGGCACAUUGCUUUAAAAAAGUCGGAGGGAGCGAUCCUGGUGUUUGUCCCUGGCUGGGAGGAGAUCAGCAAAAUCCACAAGAUGAUGCAGGCAGACAGGAUGUUCACCUCAGAUAAGUUUCGCAUCAUCCCACUUCACUCACUCAUGCCAACCGUCAAUCAGAGGGAGGUGUUUGAUAGGCCGGCACCUGGAGUCAGGAAGGUUGUCAUAGCAACCAAUAUUGCUGAAACAAGCAUUACUAUCGACGACGUCGUGUACGUUAUCGACUGCGGCAAGAUCAAGGUGAAGGACUUUCAGCCAGAGAACAACCUCAGCACCCUGGAGGCCAAGUGGGUCUCCAAGGCCAACUCGAAACAGAGGCGUGGCCGAGCGGGCAGAGUUCAGCCCGGUGUGUGCUACCAUCUGUAUACGGGUCUGAAGUGGACGGAGGUCGAUGAUUACCUCCCCCCAGAGAUUCUGCGGACUCGACUUGAGGAACUUUGCCUGCACAUCAAGCUGUUAAAGUUGGGGAAGAUUGAACCGUUCAUAGCUAAGGCUAUCCAACAGCCAUCUAUGGAGGCGCUACACAGGGCCAUCAUCACGCUGCAGAAUUUGAAUGCCUUGGACAAGGAUGAGAACCUGCUUCCUCUCGGCUAUCAUCUGGCGCGUAUGCCGGUCGACCCUCACACGGGGAAGAUGAUCCUGUUCGGCGCCAUGUUCUGCUGUCUGGACCCCAUCCUCACUGUUGCUGCCAGCCUCAGCUUCAAGGACGCCUUCUUUAUACCUCUGGGCAAGGAGGAGGAAGCUGACCGGGCGCGGAAGGCGUUGUCCGAGGAUUCCAAGAGUGACCACGUCAUGCUCAUCAAGGCGUACGAGGGCUGGGAGAGGGCAAAGUCCCGAGGAAACGAUCGAGACUAUUGCUGGCAGAACUUCCUGUCUCCGAGCACAUUGCGGCUGUUGAAGGACAUGAAGGGCCAGUUGGCCCAGCUGUUACUGGAGCUGGGGUUCAUCAAAAACAAGAAUCCGAAAGACCUGGCGGCCAACGUCAAUUCUAAUAACUACGGGCUGGUGAAGGCAGUGCUCUGUGCAGGACUUUAUCCCAAUGUAGCCAAAGUGGCUAAAUGUCCGAGACCAGGGGCACCGCCGUACAAAAUGGUGUCACUCUACACUCGACAUGAAGGCAAAGCCGAUGUACAUCCUAAGUCUGUCAACUCCAGAGAGAAUUUCUUUGAGUCCAAGUGGAUGGUGUUCUACCACAAGUUAAAGACGACAAAGGUGUACGUCCACGACUGCACGAUGGUGUCGCCAUAUCCACUGCUGUUCUUCGGAGGAGACAUUGGUUAUGGGAAGGAUGGGGACCAGGACACUGUGUCUGUAGAUGACUGGAUCGUCUUCAAAGCCUCACCCACCACAGCACAACUAGUCAAGGACCUGCGCCGUGAGUUGGACAAGUUACUGGAGCACAAGAUCACCCACCCAGGACCCACCAGCUGGAGUGAGGCGGAGAAGGAGGGGGCUCUCAUGCGGGCCAUAUCAGACCUCAUCACUACAGAUGAAGAUCAGUUCCAGUCCGGGGCACUGCCAGCACAUUCUACAGACUCUCAGCAUCACAGAAGGAACAGACAUAAACGUUGGUGACGCUUGUUUCAGUUUGUGGAGCUCAAGGUCUUCAUGCUAGGAUGAUUAGGGGAACUGCCAGCACAUUCUACAGACUCUCAGCAUCACAGAAGGUACAGACAUAAACGUUGGUGACGCUUGUUUCAGUUUGUGGAGCUCAAGGUCUUCAUGCUAGGAUGAUUAGGGGAACUGCCAGCACAUUCUACAGACUCUCAGCAUCACAGAAGGAACAGACAUAAACGUUGGUGACGCUUGUUUCAGUUUGUGGAGCUCAAGAUCUUCAUGCUAGGAUGAUUAGGGGAACUGCCAGCACAUUCUACAGACUCUCAGCAUCACAGAAGGAACAGACAUAAACGUUGGUGACGCUUGUUUCAGUUUGUGGAGCUCAAGGUCUUCAUGCUAGGAUGAUUAGGGGAACUGCCAGCACAUUCUACAGACUCUCAGCAUCACAGAAGGAACAGACAUAAACGUUGGUGACGCUUGUUUCAGUUUGUGGAGCUCAAGGUCUUCAUGCUAGGAUGAUUAGGGGAACUGCCAGCACAUUCUACAGACUCUCAGCAUCACAGAAGGAACAGACAUAAACGUUGGUGACGCUUGUUUCAGUUUGUGGAGCUCAAGGUCUUCAUGCUAGGAUGAUUAGGGGAACUGCCAGCACAUUCUACAGACUCUCAGCAUCACAGAAGGAACAGAUAUAAACGUUGGUGACGCUUGUUUCAGUUUGUGGAGCUCAAGAUCUUCAUGCUAGGAUGAUUAGGGGAACUGCCAGCACAUUCUACAGACUCUCAGCAUCACAGAAGGAACAGACAUAAACGUUGGUGACGCUUGUUUCAGUUUGUGGAGCUCAAGGUCUUCAUGCUAGGAUGAUUAGGGGAACUGCCAGCACAUUCUACAGACUCUCAGCAUCACAGAAGGAACAGAUAUAAACGUUGGUGACGCUUGUUUCAGUUUGUGGAGCUCAAGAUCUUCAUGCUAGGAUGAUUAGGGGAACUGCCAGCACAUUCUACAGACUCUCAGCAUCACAGAAGGAACAGACAUAAACGUUGGUGACGCUUGUUUCAGUUUGUGGAGCUCAAGGUCUUCAUGCUAGGAUGAUUAGGGGCACUGCCAGCACAUUCUACAGACUCUCAGCAUCACAGAAGGAACAGACAUAAACGUUGGUGACGCUUGUUUCAGUUUGUGGAGCUCAAGGUCUUCAUGCUAGGAUGAUUAGGGGCACUGCCAGCACAUUCUACAGACUCUCAGCAUCACAGAAGGAACAGACAUAAACGUUGGUGACGCUUGUUUCAGUUUGUGGAGCUCAAGGUCUUCAUGCUAGGAUGAUUAGGGGAACUGCCAGCACAUUCUACAGACUCUCAGCAUCACAGAAGGAACAGACAUAAACGUUGGUGACGCUUGUUUCAGUUUGUGGAGCUCAAGGUCUUCAUUCUA
Molecule: messenger RNA, 4777 nt
Organism: Haliotis rufescens (red abalone)
Lineage: Eukaryota; Metazoa; Mollusca; Gastropoda; Lepetellida; Haliotidae
Product: ATP-dependent DNA/RNA helicase DHX36-like
Exons: 27
Coding region: 86-3370 (1094 amino acids)
Cellular component (GO): intracellular anatomical structure; nucleus; cytoplasm
Molecular function (GO): ATP binding; G-quadruplex RNA binding; DNA helicase activity
Source: RefSeq, a predicted model, not a curated record